UGUGGAGGUCUGGACGGCAGAGCCGCGGCUGCUGCGACGCUCAAGCCUCGACACUUCUCCCGCUACCGGCUCCUCGGAAACACGACAAGCGGCGCCGGGGUCGGUCCGGGUCCGGGUCCGGGUCCGCGGAGCUUUGUGUGGACGCAGCGGGAGAACCAUCUGAGGGAGAGGAGUUGGUCUUUUGACAGCUGCAGCGAGGACAAGCGCUGUCAACAUCCAGCCCGCCGCCUGGCCGAGGCCGCGCCAGCCCUCCGCUCUGCAUCCUGACUGUCUGAGCCUCGGCGUCCAGCAUGCUCAGGAGGAGCCAGGACAGGGGGAUCCCCUGCUGACACCUGCCAUCACCCACCCCACCUCCCCCUCUGACGGAAGGAGCUAGCAGUCAGUGGAGCGUCACCCCGGGGCCGACCGGUCGCCAUGGCGAGCUUGGUGCUGAACGAGACGGGGAUGGAGGACUGUGGCAUUGACGACUCCUUCAAGUACAACCUGUACUCUGUGGUCUACAGCGUGGUCUUUGUGCUGGGCCUGGUCACCAACUGUGCCGCGCUCUUUGUCUUCUGCUUCCGCAUGAAGAUCCGUAAUGAGACCACAAUGUUCAUGACAAAUCUAGCGCUCUCAGAUUUGGUGUUUGUUUUCACGCUUCCGUUUAAGGUCUUCUACAAUGUAAACCGCAACUGGCCGUUCGGGGACGGACUCUGCAAGGUGUCGGGGACGGCCUUCAUCACCAACAUCUACGGCAGCAUGCUCUUCCUCACGUGCAUCAGCGUAGACAGAUUCUUGGCGAUAGUCUAUCCUUUUCGUUCGCGUUCCGUUCGCACCCGGCGGAACGCAGCUCUGGUGUGCGCCGCCGUGUGGCUCACCAUCGUGGGAGGAGGCAUAUCGGUCACCUUCUUCUCCACCAUCAACAGCAACAGCAAAGGCAAGGCCUGCUUCGAGGGCUUCUCCAAGAGCACCUGGAAGAACUACUUGUCCAAGAUCACCAUUUUUAUCGAGAUCGUGGGCUUUCUCAUCCCGCUGCUGGCCAAUCUGGUCUGCUCCUCUUUAGUUCUGCGGACGCUGCGGCGCCCGAUAACCGUCGGCCACGGCUGCGACAGCAAGAGGCGCGUCCUCCGGAUGAUCCUGGUCCACCUGGGCAUCUUCAUCAUCUGCUUCGUGCCCUACAAUUCCAUCCUCUUCCUCUACGCGCUGGUGCGCACCCAGGCGCUGGCCAGCUGUGCGGUGGAGCGCUUCGCCCGGACCCUCUACCCCAUCACCCUGUGCCUGGCCUGCCUCAACUGCUGCCUUGACCCCGUGGUCUACUACUUCACCUCGGAGAGCUUUCAGAAGAGCCUCACCAUGGGGGCAAAAGGAUCGGGGUCCAGACCCGAGAGCAUCCCGCGGAGUGACACUGAAGUCCAGGACACUCUUCCAAGAGACACACACGCCAGCAAUGGGAAGGAGGCUAAGACGUCUGAGAGUCGGUUCUGACUCGCCGAGCGCCGCGCUGGACUGGACACAUCCAACCAUCAGCUGUUUGGACAUGGAAGCUGCAUAACUCAGGCGAUUAGUUCAGUGCCGGGGUAAGUCCCGAGGUAUGGCCUGGGCUUUAAGUAUUACGACAGAGGAAUGGAUCAAAGUUUGUUUUGGGGGAACACUGCCGUGAUUAGUGACCCCACUGUGGGAGUCCAAACCCCUCCAGCCUCACACACACACACUUCAAAAACACCGUUCCACAGAGACGCUGGGCGGAGGACGUGGAUCCUUUUCUUAGCCGCACUGUAGUCCUCGAACACAAACGCCUC
Molecule: messenger RNA, 1778 nt
Organism: Synchiropus splendidus (mandarinfish)
Lineage: Eukaryota; Metazoa; Chordata; Actinopteri; Syngnathiformes; Callionymidae
Gene: lpar4
Product: lysophosphatidic acid receptor 4
Exons: 3
Coding region: 415-1464 (349 amino acids)
Biological process (GO): positive regulation of Rho protein signal transduction; phospholipase C-activating G protein-coupled receptor signaling pathway
Cellular component (GO): membrane
Molecular function (GO): lysophosphatidic acid receptor activity
Source: RefSeq, a predicted model, not a curated record